Archocentrus centrarchus (flier cichlid) is the source of this 951-nucleotide messenger RNA. Its product is annotated as tetraspanin-8-like. Lineage: Eukaryota; Metazoa; Chordata; Actinopteri; Cichliformes; Cichlidae. The transcript has 6 exons. The record is from RefSeq and is a predicted model, not a curated record. Bases 81 to 521 code for a protein of 146 amino acids. Gene Ontology annotation, cellular component: membrane.
GUCCUGUUAUUGUUUUUCACUAAAGUUUCUAAAUAUUCAUUUAAUUUGUGACAUAAAAAUAAUGUUUGCAGGCUGAAGGCAUGAUGGAGCAUCACUUCCAGCAGUAUCUGCCCCUGGACCAGUCUACAGACAACAUAAAGAACAUAGCUAACAACUUUCAGAAAAACUUUCACUGCUGCGGUCUGUUCAGCCACUCGGACUGGAACGAGAUUCCCGACUCCUGUCUGUGCGAUGAGGGCGAGUGCCAGAACAUCGGCUACAGCGAUUUCAUGCUGCAGAGGUCCAUCUACUCCAAGACCUGCUUCCCCAUCAUCAUGUACUACGCCCUGUUCGCCAUCAACAUCGUGAUCGGAGUCGUCUUCACUCUGACUCUCCUGGCCCUCUUCGGCAUGAUUCUCUCCUCCAUCAUGAUCCACCAGAUCCGUUACACCAACCAGCCCACCAUCCUGCUGACUAUGCCCACCAUCUUCUCCCCACAGCCACCGAAGUACAAGGAGCUGCACAACCCCCCGCCGUAUUAGAGGGAGGAAGCUGCACCUCUCUGCUCGGUGCGAGGGAUCCAGGAGACCUCUUCAUCUUCAUCAUCCUUUAUCACCCCCCCCAUCCUCUGCACAUCCAAACCAUCUCAGCCUCUCUGACUUUGUCUCCACAGCUGUGACAUUUCUGUAUCUGUAAGACUUCGUCUUAUCCAGAUAACUUCAGGAUUAAUCUUUCCUCUACUAUGAAGGUGGUUCACUUCUCACUGGGGUAAAUCACCAUGGUAACUGAUGCUGUGAAGAUCCCUCGGACCUCUGCAGGGAGAGCAGGAGGGUCCGACGCCUCGGCCUCCUCAUGAGCAUCAGUAAUAAACACAGAUUCUUAGUCCUUAUUUGUUUCUGUUGGCAGCAAAUAAUUUCAUCCUUCUGCAUUACUAUCAGAUCCUAAAACCGGACACCCGUUCAGCUGUACUGC